GCCCAACCUUCAACGAAGGUACACCCAUUCCCGCAUGUUUUUCGGGGAACACUCCACCGCGGAGAGAACAUGCAGAUUCCACACAGAAGGCACACCAGCCGAGAAUCAAACGGGGGAACCUCUUGCUGUGAGCCAACAACGGUACUGCUGUACCAACGCAGCUUGAUAUCAAGUCCUUUCUAAAUAUGACAGCUAAAUCAUCUUGCUCACAACAUUGCACAGAUGCAUUACUUCCAGCAAGCAACUUGUCAAUCAAGGUUAAUUUAUCCACGGGGUAAAGGCUGGGUGCAUGCCAAUUACACUAGGAGUGCCCAAACCCGCAGGGAAUUGAGGUAGUUAGUAUUGACGUUUACUGCUUUGAGCGUGCAUAAAUACAAGAUACAUAAUUUCUCACUAGUUAACAGAAAACUAAAACUUUUACGUAGAACAGGGCAACAUCAUCAGAGACAGUUAAGAGCUAUGUCAAAAUAAAUAAAAUAACACUGUUGCUUUAUUAUGUUUUAUGACGUAUAAAAGACAGCAAUCACAGUUUCUCUAAAAGCACACGCCAUCAGUAGUUACGUUUUUGAAAAGACUCUGGAAUGCCGGUAAGGUGCUUGGUUGCUUAGUAACUAAAGACGCUCUCGACAACGUCGAACUUGUGGCAAGCUGGAAGACGCGACUAUUGCUAUAUUACAUGAGCCGAAAUGGAAGUAGAAGUUGUGUUUUAAAAGCAGCGGUGUGUUGUGCAAACUGAAUCAAAAGUACCGUGGACAGCACUUGGAAACAACUGUGAACAAUAGGAUGGCUUUACCAAGCAAAGGAAAACUGCCAAAUAAUCCAACAAAAUAUUUGCCUCAGCAACCUCAGAUUCGCUCUAAGCCACAGUGGCAGAUGACAGCCCCUUCUUUUGUGCUAAAAGUAGAUCAGAAAGAAGAUGAAGAAAAUGACUUUUCCUUUAAUAAACGCCUUUCACCAAAAAACAAAGGAACCAAGACUAGAGAGUCUGGGUUAGCUGAAGUUAGACAACACAGGAUCAGUGACGAAGCUACAACUUCUAGAAUGCAAAGCAAUUACACUUUUCCAAAGAAGGACCGUGAGCAAUUCAGAAGUGCUCUUGUGAGCAUUAUCAUGCAAAAAGAAAAUGCUGCAGGCCAGCCUCCUCCAUUAGAUGAAACCAAGCCUCCAAGGGCAGGAUCUCCUACAUCAGUGGAGAAAGAUAUAUUGGUACAAACCUAUCCUUUAUGA
Messenger RNA from Protopterus annectens (West African lungfish), 1227 nucleotides. RefSeq names its product dynein axonemal heavy chain 7-like. The record is from RefSeq and is a predicted model, not a curated record. Lineage: Eukaryota; Metazoa; Chordata; Ceratodontiformes; Protopteridae. The transcript is spliced from 5 exons. The coding region runs from base 784 to 1227 and encodes 147 amino acids.